UAUCUCCGCCCCGCUGGGUGCAUAAGUUCGACGGCCUGCUCCAGCUGGUCAAGGGCAUCGACCGCCUCGAGGUGAGCGUACCGAUCAUCAAGGAACAACCGCAGGAGAUCCACAACCAGGCAAAGUCUAAGGUCUCGGCAUGGUCAAAACCCUAUGCCGAGAAGGUGUACGAACUGCAACAGGCCUUCCAGCAGAAGGCAGCCUCCCUGAAAAGACUGGCCGAGCGUCUUCUGGACUACUACUGCCCGAAGUGCGAAGGCGACGAUGAGAUAACGCUCUCAUCUCGGUUUAAGGAAGAUCCACCCUGCACACCGUUCAGACGCCUCUCCAACAAAGUUGCCCGCCGCGUCUACCGCACCGUGUCCAAGCAGGUGAAAACCCUCCGCAAGGAAGAUGUCAAGGAAUACGUCGUCACGUUGAUUGCCGUCCUCCGCCUGACCCAGUACUCAACUUCCUGA
Messenger RNA from Aedes aegypti (yellow fever mosquito), 458 nucleotides. Its product is annotated as lipid storage droplets surface-binding protein 2. The transcript has 2 exons. The annotation marks the transcript as partial. The record is from RefSeq and is a predicted model, not a curated record. NCBI's taxonomy places the organism in Eukaryota, Metazoa, Arthropoda, Insecta, Diptera, Culicidae.